Messenger RNA from Toxorhynchites rutilus septentrionalis, 2271 nucleotides. RefSeq names its product peptidylprolyl isomerase domain and WD repeat-containing protein 1. Bases 135 to 1988 code for a protein of 617 amino acids. The transcript is spliced from 10 exons. Gene Ontology annotation, molecular function: protein binding; peptidyl-prolyl cis-trans isomerase activity. The record is from RefSeq and is a predicted model, not a curated record. Lineage: Eukaryota; Metazoa; Arthropoda; Insecta; Diptera; Culicidae. Gene Ontology annotation, biological process: protein peptidyl-prolyl isomerization.
UAAAUGCUUUGAAACGACUUCACUGGCAUCCCUGCAUUGAAUAUAAACAGUUUUUGUUUACUAUCACUGUUUUCAUCGAGUAAUUAAUUGUAACUAAUUUUAAUUUCCCACAUUGAAAAUAUUUCGCAAACGUAAUGAGCGAUUCACAAGAAUCUACGCUGAAACGGCAUCAGGAUGACGAUGAAGAGGAAGACGAAUGGAUUGGCCCCCUGCCGUCGGCCGCAGCUCCACCAAAAAAGCGCAAAGUUCUCGAACAUGAAAAACUGUAUCUGGAUAACUUGCCAAAUACGGACUGUUACGAGAAAUCAUUCAUGCAUCGGGACACUAUCUCCCAUUUGGUAGUGACGCGGACCGACUUCGUUGUGACGGCAAGUGUCGAUGGACACGUGAAGUUCUGGAAGAAGAUGGAGCAAGGCAUCGAGUUCGUUAAGCAUUUCCGGAGUCAUCUAGCUCCGGUAAACUCGAUGGCGGUUAAUUUCAGCGGUACGUAUCUCUGCACGGUGUCGGUCGACAAGAACAUCAAGGUGUUCGAUGUUAUCAACUUUGAUGUGAUCAACAUGCUGAAGCUGGAUUACGUCCCGUACAGAGCGGAAUGGAUACACAACACGGGCGAUGCCAUAGCCUAUUUGGCGGUAACUGACCAAGAUUCAACCAAAAUCUACAUUUACGACGGGAAGGCGGACAACACCCCACUACACGUACUCGAAAAGCUUCACACAAAGCCAGUGAUUAUGUUGAAAUACAAUCCCGUGUAUGAACUAACCGUUUCGAUCGAUAAAGCUGGCAUUUUGGAAUAUUGGUUGGGUGCGCGGCAUGAUUUCAAAUUUCCGUCGAAACUGGUUCACUUCGAAUCCAAGCUUGACACAAGUUUGUACGAGUUUGCAAAAAAUAAAACAAUCGUCUCAUCGAUGGCAUUUUCGCAAGAUGGCAAAAAAUUCGCCACCGUGUCGACUGAUAGGAAGAUUCGAGUUUUCGGAUUGCUUAGUGGAAAGCUGCUUCGGGUGUACGACGAGAGUUUAGCUCGAUAUAGCGAAAGUCAGCAGCUAUCCCAGGCUUUAUCGAAUAUGGAAUUCGGUCGAAGGAUGGCAAAUGAAAGGGAUUUGGAGAAGUCGGAUUCGUUUAGUCUGAUAAAUAUAACAUUCGACUAUAGUGGGCACUUCAUCUUGUAUUCAACAAUGUUGGGCAUUAAGCUUGUGAACAUUGAAACGAAUAAAUGUUUGAACAUUAUUGGAAAGAAUGACAAUUUGCGCCCUUUGCAUAUAGCGUUGUUUCAGGGACGGGUUAGAAACUCCAAAGCAGCGAUAACGCUCGAGCAGGAAGCAUCCGAUAAUCCUACCAUGCAAUCGGUGAUGAAUGAUCCAACGUUAUUUUGCACUGCGUACAAAAAGCAACGAUUUUAUUUGUACAGUCGAAGGUUACCAUCCGACCUGCAGGAUGCUGAUCGCGAUGUCUUCAAUGAGAAGCCUUCGAAGGAAGAUAUUAUCUCAGUCACUGAAGGACAAGGUUCCCAAAAGAUAUACGAUCAUGCUGUGAUCCACACCACCAUGGGCGACAUCCACAUGCGAUUAUUCGGCAAGGAAUGUCCCAAAUCGGUUGAAAAUUUCUGCGUCCACAGCAAAAACGGUUACUACAAUGGACAUAUCUUUCAUCGUGUUAUAAAGGGGUUCAUGAUACAAACGGGGGAUCCAACCGGAACUGGAACGGGUGGCCAGUCUAUCUGGGGAGGAGAGUUCAAGGAUGAAUUUUGUUCGACUUUGAAACACGAUCGUCCGUACACGGUCAGUAUGGCGAAUGCCGGUCCAAACACAAAUGGAAGUCAGUUUUUUGUAACAGUUUUGCCAACGCCCUGGUUAGACAACAAACAUACAGUGUUCGGACGUGUCCAUAAAGGUAUGGAAGUAGUACAGAAUAUUUGUAAUAGCAAAACCAAUCCAAAAACCGAUAAACCAUAUGAUGAAAUUCGGAUAAUUUCUAUUAAUCUCUCGUAGGUGGUCCCCAAAUGUUUGCAAGGAAUGGCAUGUGCAAUAUGGCAGAGUGGUAGGAUGAGAACGGCGGUUCAACGGAACAAAGAAUAAUAAAUCAUGUGACUUUUAGUGAAAUGACACUAGAUUAAAGAGUGCUGGAAAUCUUUGUGGCUGUGAAUUUAAAAAAAAAAGGUGCUCGAUGCUCGAUGCGAUCGAUGCUCCAGGAAAAACUAUCCGGAUGUAGUUCAGUGAUCUUCAUUAUUUACAACCUGUAUUUAAUAAUUUAAACAAUCAUUUGUCGUUAUUU